UAUAUGAAAGAAGAGAACGAUUAUUCAACAUUAAACAACUUAACUUUGUAAUUUAUCUACGUGUCAACUCAUCACUUUUAUCACUUGAAGCGAAAAAAAAUUCGUAUUAAUUAAAGAUUACAAUCUAGUAGUCACUUCGAAAGUGCAAAUUUCAAACUUUUCAUCGACGAUGUCGCAUCUUUCCCCAUUCCUGCCCUAAAAUCCAAAACUGAUGUCAACUUAUUGUUACACAAAUCUGUCCUAUGUAAUUAAAACCAUUAUAAGUUUGUUACAUGAGUGAUUGAGAAAAAAGAUACUUCUCCCUCCCUCCAUUUCAUGAGGGGGUUAAAAUUGCAACUUCACAAGGAAAGUCACUUCAAAUUUCAAAACAAGACACAAAGCAAAUACUGAUUGGUUUGAACACACAUACACACAAAACACAGUAGAAAAUUUUGAAGAAACUGCCUUCCUUGACAAAUACCCACCUCUUUUCCUUCUUUCUUCAAUCAAUCUUCUCAAAAAACAACAGCAAUUUCCUUAUUUUCUCUCUCCUCAACUUAAGAAAAUAAGGCUUAAAAACCCAUCAAAAACCCUCUUUCUAUGCAGCCAUAUCCCCAAGAAAACAUGCCCACUUUCCUAAAUCAUCAACAACAAUCAACAAAUCCUUAUUUAGAGAUGAAAGAAUCUCAAAUAAUAAUCCCAAAUUCCAACCAAAACCAAAUUAUUAGUACUAAUCAUGAAGAUAACAACAACAAUUUAAUCACCAAAAAACAAAACCCACCAAAAAGAAAAUCAAACAAAGAUAGACAUAAGAAGGUUGAUGGCAGAGGAAGAAGAAUCAGGAUGCCUGCUCUUUGUGCUGCUAGAAUAUUCCAAUUGACUAAAGAAUUAGGCCAUAAAUCUGAUGGCGAAACGGUUCAAUGGCUAUUACAGCAUUCAGAACAAGCGAUUAUUGCAGCGACUGGAACUGGAACAAUACCAGCAUCUUUCACAUCAACAUCAGGGUCCUCUGUUUCAGAACAGAGGACCUCUGUUUCUUCUGGCAUUGUUUCUGGAUUUUCUGGGGGUUUAAGUUUAAUUAAUGAAAAUUUGGGACGAACCCAUUUUCAAACUGGAUCAUGGGGAUAUGGGUCUGGUACGGUUCAUGUACCGGACCCGGGUUUUUCGAGUUCGAGCUCGAGUUUGAUGAGGGAGAAUUUGGAGUGUAGGCCUAAAAUGGGAGUUCAUCGAACAAUGGGAAUGUCAAAUUUGAAUAUGGGGUUUAUGAAUUUUGGUCAACAACAACAACAAGGGAGGGAUAGUUUGGAGCUUGGUUUAUCACAAGAUAAUGUUAAUUUUGGUGUAUUGAAUUAUGGUGCAUUUAAUCAAAUGUAUCAACAAUUUAGGCAGAGCAGAGAAGAAGCUGGUUUUAGCUGUGAUCAACAGGAGAAAUUUCUUGAUGAUGGUAGUUCUCAAUGUUCAAGAUAAAUCCUUGCAAAGAUCAUAACUUCUUUUUUUUUUUUUAAUUGGUGAGUUUUAUUGAUCCAGGUUAGUGUGAAAACAAGAAGUUAAUCUUGUGUCAUCAAUGUAAGAAUUUUUUUAUUUUUCUAUUCUGGAAAACUCUUUUUUCUCCCUUUUUUGGGUUAUUAAAGGUUCUUAAUUUUGUAAGUGGGAGAGGAAAAUGAGGUAGAAGUUUGAACUUUACAGAUUUGAUUUUUUUUUUCCUUCAAUUUUUGAAUUAGGUUCAGUUUGAUGUACUGUACUAAUAUGGUAAGAAUUAAAGUAAGAUGUGUGUAAUA
Molecule: messenger RNA, 1757 nt
Organism: Chenopodium quinoa (quinoa)
Lineage: Eukaryota; Viridiplantae; Streptophyta; Magnoliopsida; Caryophyllales; Amaranthaceae
Product: transcription factor TCP20-like
Exons: 1
Coding region: 580-1446 (288 amino acids)
Cellular component (GO): nucleus
Molecular function (GO): sequence-specific DNA binding; DNA-binding transcription factor activity
Source: RefSeq, a predicted model, not a curated record